AUGGCGUGCGCGUCAGCUCCGGGCGGCAGGAGGCGACGCAGACGUAGUGGUGCACCGUCAGCCGCUCCAUCAACGCCUCCGCAAUCUUGCGGGACUUCAUCUCGUCCCGCUGCUUGUCGAGGUAGCGCAGGCGAAACUCCAGGUCGCCCCCCUCCCGCGACGUACGGUGCUCCUGCGGCACCCCUGGCAGUCGUGUUCCACUGCCGUACACCUGCUUCGCAUGCUGCGCGCGGCGCCAGUGCAGGCCGGACGCCGCUUCGCUCCCGGGGGAGGCUGCAGGCAGCAACUGCUGCUGCGAAGGCGGGGAAGAUGGGGGCAAUGGAGAUGCCCGCGACGUUGUCUCCGCCGACGUCUCCCCACCUGCUUCUGCCGCCUUGCGCCCUUCCAGGAAAUUUUGGUCCAUGA
Trypanosoma conorhini is the source of this 405-nucleotide messenger RNA. RefSeq lists its product as uncharacterized. The record is from RefSeq and is a predicted model, not a curated record. The coding region runs from base 1 to 405 and encodes 134 amino acids. The transcript has a single exon. Lineage: Eukaryota; Euglenozoa; Kinetoplastea; Trypanosomatida; Trypanosomatidae.